AGCAUUCCCUGACCUCCCUGUGUCUCCCACUCUACUUACUUCAUUUCAUACUCAGGUACACGCAGCACCAGCGACCAUGAACAGCAUCGCCUUCGUCAUCGGACUGAGCCUGAUAGCCUUGUCCUGCGCCCUCCCGUCCAUCAGGGUGGGGCGUCAGGCGGACGAGGAAACGGGGACACGAACAGCAGCGGAGGAAAGCCUGGGCCUGCCAAGCAACUCCACCAGCAUCCGGGAGUCCAUCGUAGACACGUUCGACUGCAACGGGAGGAUCUACGGAUACUACGCGGAUCAGGACAACGGGUGCCAGGUGUUCCACGUCUGCAUGCCGAUCGUCUAUGCGGACGGGAGGCAGGAGACGUCGCGUUGGUCCUUCAUCUGCCCCGAACAGACGGUCUUCGAUCAGGCCUUCCUCGUGUGCGCCCGACCUGAAGACGCUACGCCGUGCGAAGAGGCUCAGACCUUCUACAACGUGAACGAGAUGUUCGGCGUCACGACGCCACGUUCCACAUGA
Messenger RNA from Darwinula stevensoni, 511 nucleotides. NCBI's taxonomy places the organism in Eukaryota, Metazoa, Arthropoda, Ostracoda, Podocopida, Darwinulidae. The record is from the annotation of a GenBank genome assembly.